AUGAUCCAGUCCCUCGGAUACCCCGUGGAGGUGCACCACGUGACCAGCGGGGACGGCUACAUCCUCGAACUGCACCGCAUCCCGUACGGCUUGUCCUCGAGGGGCAACGGAGACCGCCCUGUGGCCUUGCUUCACCACGGGAUGCAUGGGUCUUCGGCGGACUGGAUCUUGAACACGCCCGACCAGGCUCUGGGUGAGUGCUGGGACCUAAUAGCAUUUUUGUUGUUGUUUAUUGAAAUAUCCUAUAUCCUGGCAGACAAGGCCUACGACGUGUGGUUGGCCAACGCGCGAGGCAACAGGUACUCGCGCGCGCAUCGAACUCUCGACCCAAACGACAUCAAAUUCUGGAACUUCAGUUGGGACGAAAUGGCUGACUGGGACCUCCCUGCGAUGAUCGACUACAUACUACGAACCACCGGAGAGCGAGCUCUGUUUUAUGUUGGUUUUAGUAUGGGAACUACUGUGUUGUUUGCUAUGCUGAGCGAACACCCAGAAUAUAACGAUAAGAUCCGCGCUAUGGCCGCCUUGGCUCCUGUGGCUUACCAGGGGAACGCGAGAGGUCUUGCAUCAUUUGUGGCUCCCUUCAUUAACGAGAUUGACGUGAGUGCAGGUCCACUAGGUCUUGCGACGCUCACUGGCAUGGGUGUGGGUGAGGCUUUCCCGAAUAGUGAACCCCACCGUUCAUUGGCGGCUUAUUUCUGUGACAAACACUCGCCCUUACAGAAAAUUUGUCGCAAGAUCCUUUCCGUCAUCGAGGGACCCAGUCCUGGUGAAACGAACAGAGACUUCUUGCCUAAGAUCGUUGCGCACAUCCCAGCCGGUACUUCCGUUCACACCGUCUCUCACUUCGGGCAACUCAUGACUUCAGGGGAAGCGGCGAUGGAACCAGGAAUGGAGAGAAACAUGUCAACCAUGCAAAGAACACCAGUAACAGAAAAUAGGUACCACGUAGUACCACGUGUAAUUCAGUAUUGUUUACACAACAGGAAUGACACGGAGCCUUUAGACGUUGAGAUGGCUCAAAUGCUUCACUUGAGUUUUGCUAGACAUGGGUUUCUACACCGAGAAAAGGUCCUUCUCACAGACGGAUUCUUCAAGUUCGACCUCGGUCCGGCUGGCAACCUCAAAAGGUAUGGCCAGAGUCAACCGCCUUCUUAUAACCUGGGUCGAACGCUGAUUCCGGUUGCCAUAUUCGCCGGGGAGAACGAUUAUUUGGCAGACCCUCGAGACGUGGAGCUGACGGAGCGAGAACUGCCCAACGUGGUCCAGACGACCGCCCUCGCGUCCUUCAGUCAUGUGGAUUUUAUUUUGGCUGCCCACGCCUACGAAUAUGUGUACAAAAAUGUACUGGAUUUUUUCUCGAGCUACAUGGAGAAUUAA
This is a messenger RNA of Penaeus vannamei (Pacific white shrimp), 1380 nucleotides long. The record is from RefSeq and is a predicted model, not a curated record. Lineage: Eukaryota; Metazoa; Arthropoda; Malacostraca; Decapoda; Penaeidae.